AUGAGCCCUCCAGCUGCGGAUCCCAAGAUUCUGUAUCGGAAUUCCCGCCUGCUCCGCGUGGUGUUCCUGCAGCUCCAUCGCCAACAGAGGGCUGAUUUAUUUUGUGAUGUUGUCCUACAAGCAGAAGGGGAAGCUGUUCCCGCUCAUUGCUGCAUCCUGUCAGCCUGCAGCCCCUUCUUCACGGAGCGUUUGGAGCGAGAAAUGCCUUCCAAAGGACACAAGACGGUGCUGGAGAUCCGGGGGCUGAAGAUUGGGACACUGCGUAAACUGGUGGAUUUCCUCUACACUUCUGAGAUGGAGGUGUCACGGGAGGAAGCCCAGGAUAUUCUUGCAGCUGCACGGCAGCUGCAAGUGUCAGAACUGGAGUCACUUCAGCUAGAGGGGGGAAAGCUAGUAAAGAAAUCACUGGGCCGGCGAUUAAACCGGGACUGCCUACAGCUGUCCAGUCCAACAUCCCUUCGAGAGGCAAAUUUGAUGCAGUCUCCUCCUGCCUGUGGCCGUAGCUCUUUGACAUCCUGGCUGGUUGCAGGCAGGCAACAGGCAGUGGCGAAACUUCCAUGCACCAAGGGACAGGGCAAUGAGAGCCACACCGGCCAGAGAGAGAUUACGAAGCAAAAGCCUGCUGCAGCACUGCUUAGUGGUGACAAACAGAUACCCAAAGGUCCAACAGUUACUGCUGAGCCACCGAGACCAAAAGCUAAAAAACAUCCUGUCGGCAUGGUAAGGCAUAUACCGAGUAGCAAUGAGAGCGUCAAUCUGCACACAGAGGAGAUUGGGACUGGAGAUAGCCAAGCUACAGCGAACUUGCAGAAGUCGAAAAAGAUUAAGCUCAGCUGUCCAAAGCUCCCUUCUCCACCUUUGCCCAUGCCUUUUGCCACCAAAGACCAUAGCACUGUGGCAUCUAUCAAGGGAUCCUCAAGGUCCAUUAAGCGUCUCUGGAGGCAGAGGAGUCCUCCUGGCCAGGGUGAGGCAAAAGGAGCAGAAGAUAGUCGCUCUUUGCAUGGCUUCUGGAGCCCCCCUCUCCUUCGAAAGGCUAAAGGCAGAAAGCGCAACUCCAGUGAGCCAGCUCCCAGCUCAAACCCGGCUCAAGAGGCAGGGCAGAUUGGCCGAGUAAAGCUCAGGAAAGUUAUCAAUGGCAGCUGCUGGGAGGUAGUGCAGGAAUUGCCUGCUGCACAGCUCAUGGGGGCAACAAACACCGCAUGUGGUUUGAAAAAGGAUGGCUCCCUGUUUCAGUCCCAAAAUCCAGAGCCAGAGGUAGCAGAUCCACAACAGACAGUUAGCUCAGCUAGGCUGCUGCCUGCAAAACUACAGGCUGCAUCUUGUAGUGAGAAGAACCUGGUAGAACAAGCAGAGAACAAGAUGGUCUUAGGUGAACAGGACAGUGCUGCUGGGAACCCUUCUGAGCUGAGCGUGUUUAUGCUAGACCAUCUGCUUGAGGGGGAGCAGUACAACAGCCUGGCUUCGGCCGGAGAGUUGGAACAAAUGCUAGAUCUGCUUCUGGCAGAUGAUGAUGGCAUUGGGGAAUCUGUUCCAGGAGGCAUGCAUACUUCAUGCCCUGUAGCAAGCAUAAAUAAGAGUCCACUGGGAAGCUCUGGGGCUGAAGAAAAAUAUAGGUGUCCUUCUGAAGUCUCAGUUUCUCCACAGUUUGUCAAGAGAGAAAGCAGUCCCCUACAAGGGGAACAGGAAGCGACUGACCUGAAAAUUGGCUCAGUAAAUGAGGGUUCUUUGCUGGACCCUGCUCUUGGCAACUUUCCACUUGUGACAUCUGAACCCAGUAGUGACUGUCUUGCCUUGUGCAGGCCACCCUCUCCGCUGCUGGAUGAUUCAGGAGUGCCUCAGCACGACCUGUGUGUGUCAGAGAAUGGGACCAUAAGGCCUGCUGAGUCUUUGCCUGCCACUUUGAUGGGUGAUGUGGACCAAGGGCUUCUGUCUUAUGGAGUGGGAAUCUUGGGUGCAGAAACACAGCCCCAUACUCAAGCAGUACUAAGGAGGUCUUUGCAGAACAGCUUGGACUGUAAGCUACCUCUUCUCUCAGCCAGCUUAGAAGAGGAAGAGAUAGAUGUCGGUGGGGUGGAGGAGCCCGUUGUUAGCAUUGAAUGGGUCCGGCCAGAUUCCUCUCCAGAGUCUGAAACUGAAGUGGAUGUUCUGAGCUAG
Molecule: messenger RNA, 2154 nt
Organism: Elgaria multicarinata webbii
Lineage: Eukaryota; Metazoa; Chordata; Lepidosauria; Squamata; Anguidae
Gene: BTBD18
Product: BTB domain containing 18
Exons: 2
Coding region: 1-2154 (717 amino acids)
Biological process (GO): positive regulation of transcription elongation by RNA polymerase II
Molecular function (GO): protein binding
Source: RefSeq, a predicted model, not a curated record